Neodiprion virginianus is the source of this 2162-nucleotide messenger RNA. RefSeq names its product UDP-glucosyltransferase 2-like. The record is from RefSeq and is a predicted model, not a curated record. Bases 36 to 1610 code for a protein of 524 amino acids. The transcript is spliced from 5 exons. Gene Ontology annotation, molecular function: UDP-glycosyltransferase activity. Lineage: Eukaryota; Metazoa; Arthropoda; Insecta; Hymenoptera; Diprionidae.
UUGCUCAGUUUUACUGUCACAGUUGCGAGUGAACGAUGGUUGCACGGCGUACAAUUGUUGCUGCCAUAAUAUGUAUUUUAAACUGUGCGGUAGAGUUCAUAGAUUGCUACAGAAUAUUGUGCAUCUGCCCGCGAGCUUCAAUCAGUCAUCAAGUCGUGUUUCGCAGCUUUACUUUGGCCUUGAACAAACGGGGGCACGAAAUUAUCUUUGUAACCUCGGAUCCCAUGAAUGAUCCAACUUUAAAAAACUACACGGAAAUUGACAUCAGUUUUCUUUACAAAUCGAAUUACAUCACGGUUCUAGACAUGAAGGAUUGGUUUGGCUCGUUUUACAAAUUGAGCGGCAUGGCGAAUUUACAAACCGAUCAAAUUCUCCAGCAUCCGGAGUUCAGAAAGAUAUAUACAGCUGGUAGUAACGAAAAUUUUGACAUGGUACUACUAGAGAUGUUAUACUGGCCUGCUCUCUUCGUACUGGGUAAAAGAUUCGAUGCACCGGUUAUCGGAUUGUCACCCAUGGGACUGACGAUGAACGUUCAGUACGUGCUGGGCAAUCCCAUUAUGACGUCGCAUCCAUCAAAUUGGGAACUCUACUCGAAAUCCUCACCACUGACGUUUUGGGACAGGUUGGGAAAUUUCGUCAGCUUCUGGAGAUUUCUCCACUAUUAUAAAAACAAUCACGUAACGGAGCAAGCGGCAAUUGCACGAAAAUACUUUGGCGAAGAUAUUCCCGAUCUCGAGGAAUUGGAGAAAAAUGUCAGUCUCGUUUUCGCCAAUCAACAGACACCCAUAUCCUUCUCGAGGCCGGAGGUUCGAAAAAUUGUUGAAAUCGCCGGCUUUCACGUUUCUCCACAAAGCAAACCUUUACCCAAGGACAUCAAAAAAAUCUUGGAUGGGGCUACGCAAGGGUUUAUUUACAUGAGUCUUGGGUCGAACAUGAAAAGCAGCAUGCUGUCGAAUGAGACGCGGAAUGAGUUGACGGCAGCAUUCUCUAAGCUGCCGUACGAAGUGUUGUGGAAAUUUGAGAACGAUGUUCUUCCGGACAAGCCGAAAAACGUUCACAUCAUGAAAUGGAUACCGCAACAGGCUGUUCUGGCCCAUCCGAAUCUGAAAGUCUUCGUGUACCAAGGAGGUCUCCAAAGCACCGAGGAGACCGUGUCUCAUGGAGUUCCCGUUGUUGGAAUACCAACUUGGGGCGACCAGAGAAUGCAGAUUGACAAAAUGGUGUCACUUGGAGUCGGGAAGAAAUUGGAGCUCCGCACGAUGAACAGAAAUGAGAUCGAAGAAGCGAUUAGAACUGUAGCAUCCAACAAGAGGUACAAGGAUGAAAUGGUAAAGCUGAGCACUCUGUUGAAAGAAAAUUCUCAACAUCUGCUGGAAAAUGCCAUCUGGUGGACGGAGCAAGUACUUCGUCAUAAAGGAACCUCGCAUUUGCACUCCAUCACAGCUGACGAUCCGUGGUACCGUCGACAGGACAUGGAUCUAAUUGUUUUCAUUUCGGUUGGUACCACCGUAGUUUUAAUUCUCAUUUGCUACGUCUCGCACAAGCUGCUAACCGUUAUUAUCAGUGCGUGGAAAUCGCCAUCACUGGACAGGAAAAAAAAAUGGAAAUAAUUUCACAGCAUGUUUUUCGCGUCAAAACAAUGCGAAUAUUUAAGUUCAUCACGAUUCGUAGACUAUGUUCCUACCACUAUGAAAUCAUGACAUUCAAUUCAUUUUCAACUUGAGCAAAUUUAUUUUGUAAUUACCACAAGUAAUAAAAUGUAUUAGAUGUAAUUCCACUUUGGAAGCACCGUUGUUUCAGCUAAGAAUGAAUCUGCUCAAGUUGAGAAAUAAUUGAAUGACACGAUUUUAUAGUGGUUGAAAUGCUUUACGAAAGAAACACACAUAAUCUUGUGAUGAGUCUAGUAUUUUCGCAAUUAAUCUCGAAAAGAGCGAAUUUUUACAUGAUUUCAACCUCAAUCUUGAAUAACCUUAGGAAGAGUUGGGUUAUCAAAAAAUGAUAAGGGACCUUUUUUGUAGAGCGUUGAAUUCCCUACAAAAAUGUGUAUAUAUUGCCUCGUUACUGAGCUACAAAAUUCGGAAUGAAAUUAAAACUAUUUUCAUGUAUUAACCAAUUAUAAAAUAAAAAAUGGUGUUCAGGAACUAUCGAGUGUCAAAGUUAAA